Molecule: messenger RNA, 5571 nt
Organism: Haliaeetus leucocephalus (bald eagle)
Lineage: Eukaryota; Metazoa; Chordata; Aves; Accipitriformes; Accipitridae
Gene: ABCB10
Product: ATP-binding cassette, sub-family B (MDR/TAP), member 10
Exons: 13
Coding region: 2914-4956 (680 amino acids)
Biological process (GO): transmembrane transport
Cellular component (GO): membrane
Molecular function (GO): ABC-type oligopeptide transporter activity; ATP hydrolysis activity; ATP binding
Source: RefSeq, a predicted model, not a curated record
CAUCGUGUAAAUGUUCUGAGCAUGAGAGAUGUCACCAGUCGAUACUCUGGAGCUCGCUCCUGUGCUGGUAUCUCGCUGUGCCCUCCAGACCCUGGACACUAGUCUUGUUCUUGAGAUAUUAUCUCAAAGGUAUUGUUUGUCUCUCUUGUUUAAUUCUGUCCCACGGCCGUUUUCUGCAACUGUUAAUUUCUCCAAACUGUUGUAUAAUCCUGGUCAGUCAGAUGACCCACAGUAUGCCAGCCUUUUCAUGAGCUGUCUUGAAGAUAUUUUCAGUAAGUUGUGCAACUGUAUUAUUAUUGUACCAAAGAAAACAGUUUGAAAACCUGAACUGCUUUUUCAUGCUUAAAAAAAAUAACAAAAGAAAAAGCACCACAGAUUCAAUAACCACAUCAGACUGUCUAUAGAAUACUCCUAUAAACAUUUUCUAAAAACUGUGAUCAUCACUGGAGAUAGUAACUUGCAAGAUUCAGUAUAUUGACAAUACCUGCAAAUUAAGACGACUCCACUCAAAAAGCUAGCAGCUUUCCAGAAUGCACCAGGAAUGCAGUAUACAACCAUGCCAUCAGACACAAACUGUAUUUUUCUCCUGAGCACAGUAUUACAGUUGUUCUUAAUAAUGUAAGGAGGACGAUUCUAAAAGGUUCUUCUUGCAUAAUAAUAGGUGCAGUCCAGAUAUCGUGUAUGAAUUUAAGAUGGAAAGAAAACCACACCAGUCAUACCUAACAUAGAACUAUACAGAACAUCCUUAAGUGCUUACAGUGUACUCUGGAAGAAGAUUCUCUCUUGAAAUAAAUAUUUGCAGAACUGUCGCUUUGCAGGGUUGAUACCAGUCCUUCAACCUCCCGAUAUUAAUCCAAAACAAAUUCCUUGUGAGCCAGGGUUCACCUAAUGGAAAUGGACUUUACCUAACCAAUAAAUAUAAAAUUUAUCAGUGCAUCUUUCUCCCACAAAAGAACAACUGAAAAGCCCUAUCCCUGUGCAUGCAUAUGAUAGAAUGCAGUAGACUUUAUUCAUCACUCCAAAUGCUCUUGUGGAAAUUCUGUGUAAAGCUAAAAAAGUCGCUGUGUAUUAGAAUAAAACUACACAGAUAACUGGUAAAGGACAGGCAUUCUUGGUUACCGGUAGAAGGGUACUUCUCACAAAUCCAAAGCUUGUUUUGUGACCUGCCAGCCCUGAUCUUCAAAUGAAACUGGUAAAAUACUUACAAGAUUCUGGGAGGUAGCAUUCAUAACCUUACUGAAUAGUAAAAACUAUGCUGUGUUACCAUGCACUGCCAAACAUCAUCAUUACCUUAUUUUUCUGUCCUUCAUCCUUCAUUGGCUUGAAUGAUCUUAAUUCAUCUGAGGUCAAAUUUUUAUGUAUUUGUGUUUAAAAUAGCCCUUCCCCCAACAGGCUUGCAAGCAGGUUUUUUUUGCUUUGAACACUUCCACAUACUGUACUGGGUGAGAAGUACGCUCUGGUAAGAACCAGCAAAAUUAGAAAUUUUCACUCACGUGGUGGUGUUCUCGCAUGUAGAAAAUUGGUUUAUGACUCUCUGGAGUCACUUAGUCCAUGUUCUGAAGAGAGGUUUCCAAUAGCUCUGCCAAUUACUGCUUGUAAACGUCCUGGUUUAUCAGUUGGUAACCAAUUCCUUGCACCUGAAUACAUCUACUAUGAAAUGAAGUUGCAGAUCUGCUGUCAGGAAACAAGCCCACAUUAGCCUUAGCAGAGAGCAUGUUGAUUUUAAUAGUGAUAAAGACAUCACUUUGUCUGUGCAGCGAUCUGGAUUUCUGUGCAGGCAGACAAGCAAAUUGUUUGCCUAAAGUUUCCACGAGGACUGCUCAGCUGCUGCUGCAGCCAGCUUGCCUUGUCUUUGCUUCUGUUGCCACUUUGAUGUAGCCCUGUUUUUUUAAGUUCCACUUUAUUUUCAUCUCAUAGCCUACAAAGCAGAUCUACUCUAAAAAAUAAAGCUUCCAAAAUAUACUCUUUUGUUUGACAUAGUUUUCUGGGUAACAGAGUAAGCUAUGUGAAACUAAUACUAUAAAGUUUACUCUGACCUUUUUUUCUGUCAGUAACAGCCUUCAGUGUCACUGAAAUGUCUUCAUAUCUGGUUACUGAACACCUCAUACUCCUCCCUUUAGCCAGUUAUCACAAUGACAGCUCUUCUUUGAAUGAGGAGAUAGAACAAGUAUUUGCUGAUUCCUAUUUCUUCAAUUAGUCAACAGUUUAAAAAAAAAAAAAAAGAGAGCAACAGCUUGGCUUCUGUGCUAUUUCCUAGUUGUUCUGGUAUAAUCAAAGUGAGAGUUUCAAUUAGGGAACCUUGUUUUGCAUGUGAUUUGUGAUUAAAUUAAUAAAGACAGGUAUAUUGCUUAAGGGGAAAAUUAAGUGACAUCUGGAUGAUAUAAGCUUUCAUCUUCAGGACUGCAUUGUUCCAAUAUAUUAUUGACACUUUGUCAAAUGUUUAAGUAGUUUAGUAGUCUUCAGUUUGGUUUAUGUACUAGUAUUUGCUUUUAGUUCAGUUAAGGCUGUUGGAAGUAAUUACAGUGAAACCCAUGAAGAAGAGCUGAAGGUAAAUCCACACCAGGAAGGCUGUACCACUAAACAGAGACGUAAGGGAUUUUUAGCCAUACAGUCCUCUUCCUUCAGUGAACAUUUAUAUAUGCAGUUCAUAUGUCCAGUUCCAUCCAUAACUGAGAAAUUGUCUGGAUUAGUGGAGGGUGAGCUGCUGUGCAGCACUGUGCUUAUAAGCAAUGUUUUGAUCAUCUCCAGCUGCCUCACAGACCAGCUUUUCCUGAAAGGAGAUGACCUGGCUUUUGUUGGAUUUUUUCCCUGCUGCUUCACAGCUUGAAUACAUCGGUGCAGCCAGCCUGUUAAUAAGGUCACUCAUUCUUACAAAGUUUCAGCUAGUAAAUAAUAUGCUUAUGAGAUGUGUUGAUGGCAUCAGAAAGCAGGAUGGCAGCAGAAAGUCUCUCCCUUUCUGUUCUGGCUUCUUAUGGUUUCUAUAGCUUCAAGUUAAGGACGCGAGUCCUUUAUCUUUCAUAUGCUUGCUGGCCUGAGUGUAACAUAACGGAAAGAUCACGAAGAAAUCUUGACAGGCUGCAGGUUGGAUGCAACAGCAAGGAUAAAGCUUGUUUGGGCAGUGUGUGGAGCUCUCCCAGGACUGCUCUGGGGCACUUCAAUGAAGGUGCAGAGAAGUGUUUGCUUCAGGUGGUGGCAGCUGCUGUUGGCUUUCUGACAGUUUCCAGUGUCAUUACCAUGUCAGCCCCUUUCUUUCUGGGGAAAGUUAUUGACAUUAUUUAUACAAAUCCCAGUGAAGAGUUCACUGACAGCCUGACCAGCCUGUGUGCCUUGCUGAGUGGAAUCUUUCUAUGUGGUGCUGCUGCUAAUGCUACUCGUGUCUACCUCAUGCAGACUGCAGGACAAAGAAUUGUGAAGCGUUUGAGAACAACCAUGUUCUCCUCUAUUCUGAAGCAAGAAACCGCUUUCUUUGACAAGACCAGAACAGGAGAGCUGAUAAACCGCUUAUCUUCGGAUACAGCCCUCUUGGGCCGUUCAGUGACUGAAAACCUUUCAGAUGGGCUCCGGGCAGGAGCACAGGCAUCUGUGGGGGUUGGAAUGAUGUUUUUUGUGUCUCCUAGCCUUGCUGCAUUUGUUCUGAGCGUUGUGCCACCCUUGGCUGUCCUGGCUGUGAUUUAUGGAAGAUACUUGCGAAAACUAACUAAAAUGACCCAAGAUUCUCUCGCAGAAGCAACACAGUUAGCUGAAGAGCGUAUUGGAAACAUAAGAACAGUUCGAGCUUUUGGACAAGAAGUGGCUGAGGUGGGAAAGUAUACAAAUAAAGCUGAUUAUGUACUACAACUGGCUAAAAAAGAGGCACUAGCUCGGGCAGGCUUCUUUGGAGCAACUGGCCUUUCUGGAAACUUAAUUGUCCUCUCAGUCUUAUACAAAGGAGGAUUAUUAAUGGGCAGUGCCUACAUGACAGUUGGUGAACUCUCAUCUUUCCUAAUGUAUGCUUUCUGGGUUGGAAUAAGCAUUGGAGGUCUAAGUUCCUUUUAUUCUGAGCUAAUGAAAGGACUAGGUGCUGGUGGACGUCUUUGGGAACUUAUUGAAAGGAAGCCCCAACUUCCGUUUAAUGAGGGAAUCACACUAGGCAAAGACACGUUCAAAGGUGCUUUGGAAUUCAAGGACGUCGAGUUUGCAUAUCCAACACGCCCAGAAACAUCUAUUUUCAAAGAUUUUAGCCUUUCCAUUCCAGCUGGCUCUGUUAUGGCUCUGGUUGGCCCAAGUGGUACAGGGAAAUCAACUAUCGUAUCCCUUCUGCUGAGGCUGUAUGAUCCUAUCUCAGGUACUAUCACCGUUGAUGGCUUUGAUAUCCGUCAGUUAAAUCCACUGUGGUUCAGGACAAAGAUUGGAACAGUGAGUCAGGAACCAAUUCUGUUCUCCUGUUCUAUUGCUGAAAAUAUUGCCUAUGGUGCAGAGGAUCCUUCUACUGUGACUGCAGAGGAGAUUCAGAAAGUUGCUGAAAUAGCUAAUGCUGCUAGUUUUAUCAGAGAUUUUCCAAAAGGGUUUGACACUCUAGUUGGAGAAAAAGGCAUUUUGCUUUCAGGUGGACAGAAGCAACGAAUUGCAAUUGCUCGAGCUCUGCUCAAGAAUCCUAAAAUUCUUCUGUUAGAUGAAGCAACGAGUGCUUUGGAUGCUGAAAAUGAAUAUCUAGUGCAAGAAGCUCUGGACCGGCUGAUGGAAGGGAGGACAGUCCUAAUUAUUGCUCAUCGUCUGUCUACUAUUCAGAAUGCUGAUUUUGUUGCAGUCCUUGGCCAGGGUAAAAUUCUUGAAUGUGGAAAACAUGAGGAACUACUUGCAAAUCCAAAUGGACUUUUCAGGAAACUAAUGCAGAAACAAGCUUUUCUUCAGAAUAAUGAUACUUUUGCAUUAGAUUUACAAUCCAGAGAAAAGCAUGUAUUAAAAGAAAAUGUAUGAGAAUGUAUGAAUAACAGAAGCUUACAAACUACAAAGAAUAUAACUUAUGUUUCAGUUAUGUAAAGUAAAUGUUAUAUUUUUCCAAAAUGUACAAAAUAUUCUUUUGAAACUUAAAUGUGUUUAAACUUUUUAUUGAAAGCUUUUUAAUAAUUAUUGCAACUUUUUAAAAUGUCUAUCACAUUGAGAUAAUUUCAGUGUAUAGAUUUUUCUCCUUUGUGUUAUGUUAAUUGAGACCAUUUAGAAUCUGGUUUGCUGAAAUGCACUGUACGAUGGUGUGCUGCAUUCUCAAGUAAGUUCAGUAUUUUAAGGGUAAUUAAAUGACAAUCUUAUCAUUUUCAUAUCAUUGUCUCUUCCCUUUUCAAGGAACUUUUGCUUUCUGUGCUUGUCAGUAGUCUUAAAAUGCUGGAAUUCAAAAAUGCGUGACACUAACAUACUCUGAAAGUUCUGACUUCCACUGCACUGUCCUUUCAGUUACCAUUUGUUCUGAAAUGUGAAAGCUGAUUAUGAUCACCAUCUACAGUUAGUGUAGAGAAUUACAUAUGAGAACACAUUUUAGCAAGUAUGGAAGCAUGAGCUGGAGGAAAGUUCUUUAAACAAACAAACAACAAAAAAAAC